UAGCCAAAAGAACAUUUUUAAAAGGCCAGGCACAGUGGCUCACGCUUAGCGCUUUGUGAGGCCGAGGCAGGCAGAUCACCUGAGGUCAGGAGUUCAAGACCAGCCUGGCCAACAUGGUAAACCCCGACUCUACUAGAAAUACAAAAAUUAGCCAGAUGUGGUGGCAGAUGCCUGCAAUCCCAGCUACACCCAGCUGAACCCUGAAGGAGGAGAGGUUGCAGGUUGCAGUGAGCCGAGAUCAUGCCACUGCACUGCAGCCUCGGUGACACACCGAGACCUUGUCUCAGAAAAAAAAAAAAAAAGAAAACUGCAAGAAACUUGUAUGUGCAUUAAGGGACGGAUUAAAUCGGUUUAACGGAGCACUAGCGAAAUUUUUUUUUUUUUUUUGAGACGGAGUUUCGCUCUUGUGACCCAGGCUGGAGUGCAAUGGCACCAUCUUGGCUCACCGCAACCUCCGCCUCCUGGGUUCAGGCAAUUCUCCUGCCUCAACCUCCCGAGUAGCUAGGAUUACAGGCACGCGCCACCAUGUCCAGCUAAUUUUUUAUAUUUUUAGUAGAGACGGGGUCUCAUCAUGUUGACCAAGAUGGUCUCGAGCUCUUGACCUCGUGAUCCACCCGCCUCGGCCUCCCAAAGUGAGCCACCGCGCCCGGCCGGGAAUUUUUUUUUUUUUUAAUUGCAUUUAAGUUUGCAGCGAGCCGGGCCAAUCGGUUUUGCCAACGCAUGCCCACGUGCUGGCAAACAAAUGUAAACACUGAGGUCCUGUGCUGGUUUCGUGAUGGGCAACUGUGCUGCUGUUUCUUUCCGCCGCGGACAAGGUCGGCUGCAAAGGUGGCCCCCGGCUAGGGAGAGCUCUUCUGGCUGUGGAGACACCCGCCCACCCAGGGGAAAUACUGGGGCUCAGAGGCCGCCCCCCAGCUAGUGUCCGGCCUAAACACAUCGGCUCCCACAGUUGAGAAAGGUCCUGGGGCCUGAGUCGCCAUUUCCGGCUCAGACCUCGACCCGGGAACGUGGGCUGCCCAAUGCCACGCCCACUACGUCCCAGUGGUCCGCCCUGAGGGACAAGGGGCAAGAAGUGGUUUUCGGAGAAAGCGGCCGAAGGCUAUUAGGUCCCUGGUUCUUCCCAGCUAGCAGAGAUCCUGAGACGCUACCCGGCCGCCUGGCCCCCGGCUUCCAGGCCGACGUUCAUGUUAGCUUCGGCGAGUCCACCUCUCUUUUGCUCCUCCCAGAAGACCGCCUCGGGUCCCGGGCACAGCCUUGUCCUGGGGGUGUUCAGGCGGCGCCUGGCCGGGUUCCCAGACGCCUGGGCUCGCUCAUAGGCCCAGAGCGCCACGGCCCGCCCAGGUCAGGCCGGCGCGGAGCCGGAGGCGGAGCCAGCGGGUUCGCGCCAAAAUAGCGUAGCUGGUCCUUCCCCCGCGGGCUACGUCGCGCCCUCUUUUUUUUUUCAAACCCGGAGCUGGACGGGGAUUGGUGGACUAGGAACUCACGUGGUUAACGGUCGCGGGAAGCCGCGGAGCCCGAACCUGAGACUGGAUCUGAGGAGCCCUCAGCUUCGGUGCUUCCACAGUUCGCUGCUCCCACUGGGCCCCUCUCAGCCGGACAGUCCGCGUCGCAGUCGCCGCCACCGCCCGCAGUCCGAGUGCCCGGGAGCCGCGGCUACCCGCCGCGAAGAGACGCCGCGACCGGGCGCGCCCAGCUGCACGUGGCGGACCCGCCCCCUGUCCCGCAGUAUCCUGGACCCCGCGGGCCUCCGCUCUCCAGUCCUCGGCCCCGGCCCCAGGGCCACGAUGAGCUUCCUGAGCCGGCAGCAGCCGCCGCCGCCCCGCCGCGCCGGGGCCGCCUGCACCUUGCGACAGAAGCUGAUCUUCUCGCCUUGCAGCGACUUUGAGGAAGAAGAGGAAGAGGAGGAGGAGGGCAGCGGCCACAGCACCGGGGAGGACUCGGCCUUUCAGGAGCCCGACUCGCCGCUGCCGCCUGCGCGGAGCCCCAUGGAGCCUGGGCCCGAGCGCCGCCGCUCGCCCGGGCCGGCCCCCGGGAGCCCUAGCGAGCUGGAGGAGGACCUGCUGCUGCCCGGCGCCUGCCGGGGCGCGAACGAGGCGGGCGGCGGGGCGGAGGGCGACUCGUGGGAGGAGGAGGGUUUCGGCUCCUCGUCGCCCGUCAAGUCGCCGGCAGCCCCCUACUUCCUGGGCAACUCGUUCUCGCCUGUGCUCUGCGGUGGCCCGGGGGAUGGGUCGCCGCGGAGCUGCGGGGCGCGCCAGGGCCCCUGCUCGCCGCGGCCCGACCACCCGGGCACCCCGCCGCACAAGACCUUCCGCAAGCUGCGGCUCUUCGACACCCCGCACACGCCCAAGAGUUUGCUCUCCAAAGCUCGAGGAAUUGAUUCUAGCUCUGUUAAACUCCGGGGUACUUCUCUCUUCACGGAUCCAGAAAAAUCAGGAAAAAGGGAAUUUGAUGUGCGACAGACUCCUCAAGUGAAUAUUAAUCCUUUUACUCCAGAUUCUGUGUUGCUUCAUUCCUCAGGACAGUGUCGUCGUAGAAAGAGAACAUACUGGAAUGAUUCCUGUGGUGAAGACAUGGAAGCCAGUGAUUAUGAGCUUGAAGAUGAAACAAGACCUGCUAAGAGAAUUACAAUUACUGAAAGCAAUAUGAAGUCCCGGUAUACAACAGAAUUUCAUGAGCUAGAGAAAAUUGGCUCUGGAGAAUUUGGUUCUGUAUUUAAGUGUGUGAAGAGGCUGGAUGGAUGCAUUUAUGCCAUUAAGCGAUCAAAAAAGCCACUGGCUGGCUCUGUUGAUGAGCAGAACGCUUUGAGAGAAGUAUAUGCUCAUGCAGUUCUUGGACAGCAUUCUCACGUAGUUCGGUAUUUCUCUGCAUGGGCAGAAGAUGAUCAUAUGCUUAUACAGAAUGAAUAUUGUAAUGGUGGAAGUUUAGCCGAUGCUAUAAGUGAAAACUACAGAAUCAUGAGUUACUUUAAAGAAGCAGAGUUGAAGGAUCUCCUUUUGCAAGUUGGCCGGGGUUUGAGGUAUAUUCAUUCAAUGUCUUUGGUUCACAUGGAUAUAAAACCUAGUAAUAUUUUCAUAUCUCGAACCUCAAUCCCAAAUGCUGCCUCUGAAGAAGGAGAUGAAGAUGACUGGGUAUCCAACAAAGUUAUAUUUAAAAUAGGUGAUCUUGGGCAUGUAACAAGGAUCUCCAGUCCACAAGUUGAAGAGGGUGAUAGUCGUUUUCUUGCAAAUGAAGUUUUACAGGAGAAUUAUACCCAUCUACCAAAAGCAGAUAUUUUUGCGCUUGCCCUCACAGUGGUAUGUGCUGCUGGUGCUGAACCUCUUCCCAGAAAUGGAGAUCAAUGGCAUGAAAUCAGACAGGGUAGAUUACCUCGGAUACCACAAGUGCUUUCCCAAGAAUUUACAGAGUUGCUGAAAGUUAUGAUUCAUCCAGAUCCAGAGAGAAGACCUUCAGCAAUGGCACUGGUAAAACAUUCAGUGUUGCUAUCUGCUUCUAGAAAGAGUGCAGAACAGUUACGCAUAGAAUUGAAUGCCGAAAAGUUCAAAAAUUCACUUUUACAAAAAGAACUCAAGAAAGCACAGAUGGCAAAAGCUGCAGCUGAGGAAAGAGCGCUCUUCACUGACCGGAUGGCCACUAGGUCCACCACCCAGAGUAAUAGAACAUCUCGACUUAUUGGAAAGAAAAUGAACCGCUCUGUCAGCCUUACUAUAUACUGAGCUACUCAUUUCCCACCUCCCCCUAUAAACUGUGAUGAGAGGAAGCUAGGUUGGAAUCAGUUUGCAAUUACUUUUCUCAAUUGGUGUCAGUAGUUUUACUGAUUAGGCCUUUUAUUGUGAAUUACAGUUGAAAGCUGUAUUUUGACCAUUGCUGUGUCAGGCUUUCAUCUAAUCUUACCAGUGUGUCUUCUGUAGGAUGUGUCACUGUUGGAUGUUACACCAGCCUUUCCAGGGUUAACCACUGUGGUGGUGUGCUGCUUAUAGUUUGCUGUUGCAUUGUAAUAAAAGGUGUCUUUCCCUGUAGUGACCUGUAAAAAGAACUCAAGGGCUUUAUUACAGACAUACUAUCCCUUUGAAAAGGGACGUGCUAAAAGACUCAUUACUACUCAGCCUUCAAUGUACCUAUGUGUCCCUCUUAUAUUUCUUUUUUUUUAAAUUGUGAAUUAUACUUGUAUAUCCCACUGGGAGCACUUUGUAGGCAUUGCAUGAACCAUGGGAUGAUAAUUCUGUGGAAGUAUUGCCUUGUGAAUUUGCUGCUAUUUUAGUUUUGUCUUUGCUGUAAACUUGUAGCAUUAAACAAUCAUUGUUGUGAAUAAGUUUUCGAAACAAUUAUGUGAAAUGUAUGGCUGGUUUUGAUGAAAAGCAGCCAUUUGCCUUUUUUUUUUUCCUUUGAACUUUGAAGCUAGUGCAUUGGAAAAAUGCACCCCUACCCCCCUUUGGAAUGCUGUAUUAAUAUAGUAUAAUAAUUACUGGUUUUGUAAGGUUUUCUGGUAAUGUCCUUCCCUGACUCCUCUAAAAUGUCUUCCCCCAAGUUUUGUACUUGAUUGUAUUGUUAGUCUGUUUUUAAAUGUUUCGCCUGGUUUCUCUUCAAUUAUUUGUGUAUAUAAACUGAUCUUGAUGUUACUGUACAUAGCUGUUUGAAAUGCCAGAAUGACUUCUGACAUUCCAAGUUUUUCACAAAAUAUAUUUUAUCUGUGAUUAGCCAUUUGACUAAUAAUACUGGCUAACAGAUGUUGAAAAAAAAUUGUCUAUUGUUUGUCUCAUUAAUUUUGGUCUAAAACAUGUUUGCACUUGUCUUUGACUUGUGUUUUAUUAACAUGGAUUGGCAUAUUAAAAGUCACUCUGAGCUUA
Messenger RNA from Callithrix jacchus (white-tufted-ear marmoset), 4844 nucleotides. It is a transcript of the gene WEE1, whose product is annotated as WEE1 G2 checkpoint kinase. Gene Ontology annotation, biological process: protein phosphorylation; mitotic cell cycle. The record is from RefSeq and is a predicted model, not a curated record. Gene Ontology annotation, cellular component: nucleus; cytoplasm. Gene Ontology annotation, molecular function: non-membrane spanning protein tyrosine kinase activity; magnesium ion binding; ATP binding. NCBI's taxonomy places the organism in Eukaryota, Metazoa, Chordata, Mammalia, Primates, Cebidae.